Messenger RNA from Morus notabilis, 641 nucleotides. Its product is annotated as VQ motif-containing protein 8, chloroplastic. Lineage: Eukaryota; Viridiplantae; Streptophyta; Magnoliopsida; Rosales; Moraceae. The record is from RefSeq and is a predicted model, not a curated record. Gene Ontology annotation, cellular component: nucleus. The transcript has a single exon. The coding region runs from base 54 to 623 and encodes 189 amino acids.
AAAUAUUUCAUCAAAAACAAAAAUACAAUUCAUCUUCGAAAAAAAAAAACAUCAUGAGCCCGGAAAAGUUCAUCAAGAUCAACGGCGCACGCCCUUCCCCUCUCAAGAUCAACAAGGAAUCCCAUACCAUAUACAAGCCGUCCAAUCACCAUCAAAUGAAUCCGCCGCAGCGCCAUCAGCCGGUGAUAAUCUACACCCACUCGCCCAGGAUCAUCCACACCGAACCCCGCAACUUCAUGGCUGUCGUCCAGAACCUCACCGGCAUGUCCAGAUCAAACGACAACAAAAAUAAUCACAAAACGACGUCGUCGUCGUCGCAGCAACGACCAAUAUCAUCCCAAGAUUCCCAACCUGUAAUUUCCAAUUCUUCGACCUCCGAAGCCAAGUCCGACAACAACGAAUCGUCGUCGGUUUUGACGGAUGAGAUCAACAAUGGCAGUGAUCGUAAUUACACUCUCUCAAAUCCGAGCUUGGCGGACAUUCCGUUAUUCACUCCCAACUUCUUCUGCUCGCCUCGGGCGGCUUUUCGGUUCCCCGAUGCGACGUCGUCGCCAAAUCUCGGGAGUUCUUCACUAGUGUCGCCGUCGUUUCUGGAGUUCAUGAAAGGACUGCCAGAAUAUUAACAAAAACGACAUGCGUAG